Saccostrea echinata is the source of this 1105-nucleotide messenger RNA. RefSeq lists its product as uncharacterized. The transcript has 7 exons. Gene Ontology annotation, biological process: mitophagy by internal vacuole formation; mitochondrial protein catabolic process. The record is from RefSeq and is a predicted model, not a curated record. Gene Ontology annotation, cellular component: mitochondrial outer membrane. NCBI's taxonomy places the organism in Eukaryota, Metazoa, Mollusca, Bivalvia, Ostreida, Ostreidae. The coding region runs from base 56 to 1105 and encodes 349 amino acids.
UAAGACUUUAUUCGUUUAUUAUAGAAAAAGAGGUUACAGGUGAGGAGAAAUAAAGAUGUCUGACAAAUACGCGUAUUUGAAGAAAGUUUUCGACAAAAUCCAUCAGUGUAAAUAUUAUGAGAGCGACUUCAGUUCAUCAGAUGUAGAAAUAGCCAUUCGAGAACUUAACGCAAUAUGCCAGACUAUACCCAUGCUGAUUCCCGACACACAGAGAGAUAUAAUGAGGCUUUUGAAUGCUGCCCAGUCUAGACAUUUACAAGAAAUAUUAAAAUACAAGGCAGACGGCGAGGAAAAAUUCCACAAUCUGUUGAAAGAAUACCAAAACUACCUCCAAAGACAAUCAGUUGUUCCAGAGUUUAUCUUCAGUAAUUCACCUGCAGGAUCUACUAAUUCAGAAUAUUUGGAAACAAGUGAGGAUCGCAAAUCAAGUUUGUCCAUGGUUGAUGACAAGAAACGAAGAGACCACCAUCGGACUAAAAUAGAUCUUAGUGAUCUGAAUACGCCAGAAAAAAUAGCUGAGUACUUCAAAGAUCUCUACCAUAGGGAGUGGACUAGCGCUUUUAAAGCAUUAAAAGACAUGGGUCAAAUAAGAAAUGAAGAAGAAAUAAUUAGGAGAUUGAGCAAAAUGUUAGAAAUGGCAUAUGAAUUAUGUCGAGAAGAAGCUAGAAAACACAGAGGAAAAAUAACAGAGGCUCUAGUUCACCCCUUAGGAUUACCAGCAAUAGCAAAUGCCAGAGUAAGCCCUAAUAUAGAACAGAAGCUACAGCCCAGAGUUCACCAGAUACAACAAGAGACGGGCUUAUACGCUGUACCUGCUGUUCAGGAGAUCUUUUGGUAUACACACGGUGGUGCAUUUGCAGAAACAGGAUGGGAUAAAUCUAAAGAAAUAAUGAACUAUGUUGAGAGCUGUGUUCGAAUAUGCUGGUUAUUUUCAAUUCAGGAUCCACCCAUGAAACUUGUGUGGCCCGAAGAAGGCUUAAAAAUGAACGACCAUAUGAAGGAACACUCGAAACAUGGGAAGAUUGUGCACUUUACAGUAUGGCCUAUAUUGUAUUUAUAUGAGAAUGGUCCAUUGUUGUCAAAAGGUGUAGUAGAGCCAUUUUGA